UACACAACCACUAGCAGCCAGCUCCCUCUCCCUCCCCUCACACACCCGCUGUACCGCCCUCUCUAUCCAGCAGGGGGCUUCUCCCUGGAUCUCCACACAGCUGGCAUUGCAUUAGCCACAACAAUAAUAAUCGCAGCACAGCAUAGCUUAGCAGCACAUCCCUAGAACUCCAGCUAGCAGCAGACAAAAGGCAGAAAGGGGCUGGGAUGCUGGAAGUGAGGAGCUAGCUACUCACACACCCUCUCUCUCUCUCUCUCUCUCUCUCUCUCUCUCUCUCUCUCUCUCUCUCUCUCUCUCUCUCUCUCUCUCUCUCUCUGAUCAGGGUCUGCUCUCACAUCAGGAGGGCUAGAAGCUCGCAGCUACACAGGAAAAACAAUUCCUUGCCAAUUCCUCUGAUUUUCAUUACUGGGAAGGGAAGCGGGGCUUGCAAAGGAAAGAAAACUAUACCCCUGCCUGCCCCAGCCCAUAGGCUCCACCGAUUAGCCAGUGAAGACUCAAGACUUUAUCAGAGGAUAAAAAAAAAAAAUACAAAAUCUGCAAUCAGAAGGAGAAAGCAACAGCAGGAUUCAUGGAGAUGUCUGACACGUUGAUUCAGCAGGAGAGACUGCAGGCUAUAGCGGAGAAACGGAAGCGACAGACGGAGAUUGAGAACAAACGAAGACAACUGGAGGAUGAGCGGAGACAGCUGCAACAUCUCAAGUCGAAGGCUCUGCGGGAGCGAUGGCUGCUGGAUGGAGCACCCUCUGCUGCCUCGGAGGAAGACGAAGCCAUGAAGAAACAACUGCAAGAGGACGAGGCCAAGACCAAGGGACUGGAGGAGACCAUUCAGCGUCUGGAGCAGGAGUUAGAGGAGCUUGAGACAGGUGUAUCAGCCACUUCCACCAAAGAGAACCUGUCUGGGGCAGCAAACGAGGAGAGUGGGAAGACGGGAGACCACACUGAGAAAAGUCUUUCCAGCUCAGUCAAAGAGGUCAGAGUUCACAGCAGCCCUCGUCUGGACAAGUCCGGAGGGGACUCUGAUCUGAUGAGAGCAGCCAUGUACUCGGUGGAGAUAACCAUUGAGAAGGACAGAGUGACUGGGGAAACGAAAGUGCUGUCUACUAACACCCUACUGCCCAAAAACCUCUCGCACCACGGGGUCAAAGUGUAUGAGGAUGACCUGAAAGUGGUUCACGCAGUGCGAACAGGGGAUGGUGCCAUAGAGAACGGGGUCCAUCUCCUGAGUUCCACUGAAGUGGAGGAGCUGAUCCACAAAGCGGACGAGGUCUCAAUGAGCGACACCCUUACGAGCAAGGAUGGAGAGGGUACCCCCAAGUCCACCACACAGACCCCCAAGAAGGAAAUCACUGGCAUUGAAGCCAAGCCUGCAGCCAGCCCCCAAGCCACCGGCAAUCCCAGCUCUGAUGCCAGCCUGGAGCACCCGGUCACUAUGGUUUUCAUGGGCUACCAGAAUGUGGAAGAUGAGGCAGAGACCAGCAAAGUGCUGGGGCUUGAAGGCACGGUGAAGGCAGAGUUGGUGGUGAUUGAAGAUGGGAAUGGGAAAGGGGGUGCAGGGGAGGGGAAGGAGGGGCAGGAAGAGCAGCAGCAAGCUCCACCCAACGGGAGCACCGCAGAACCUCCCAAGAAUCAGGAAGGAGGGGAGAAGGGUGAGGCCGAACCCGGAGCUGGAGAGGUCAAUACCAAGGAGAAACAGCCUUGCAAGUGCUGCGCAGUCAUGUGAACCUGCCCUUACCGGACUGGACUUUUGAGGAAAACAAACAAACAAACAAAUACAUUCUGUUUCUUUUGAGAGACUGCCCCCCCUUUUUUGCACCUGAAGUACUACUACCAUGAAACAGUGUUUUAAGGGCUUACAGAAUACCUUAUAUAAGUUAAUAUGCACAGUUGACACUGUUUUUUAUGGAGUGUCGAGAACAGAGCAUUUUUCCCAUCGAUAAGACGAUAAAAUAAUAGACAGGAUCAACUGUACAUAUUAAGCUAUUAUAAAUCAUAUUUAAAUCUGUCUUUGGAAGUUUUGUCAGUUUGUGGUCUAGUGUGCACAAGACGACAUACAAGGCAAAAUAAAAUGUACUGGAAUGUUCCGAAAUCCUGUCUGAAAGUGGCUAUAUGAUUUAUAAUACAGUUUACAACAAAGACAAUACUGGGUUGCAUGUGAUAUAGUGCAGUCACAGGAGGGGUCAACAAGGAUGUGGGUCUAAACAGUGUUGGGGCAUAACACACUGCAUAUAAUCCAUUACUGUAAUCGGAUUACAUUUUUCAGUAACUUGUAACGGGAAUGGUUUCUUUUCCAGACCGGUAACAUUUGUUGUGAAAAAAAUAACAUGAUUAUGCUUUUUAUUGAUCCCUUGCCUUUGAGAUCAGGGGUUUUGACUAGGAAACCAUUAGCUGCAGCUAAUGCAUAACACAAAAACCAGAAAGAGCUUCAACAGUGCAAGUCAAAACUUACCCGUCACACGAACACGCUUUUUAUAUCAUCUUGCUAGAAAAUGGUGUCAGAGAGAGCAACUAGUGGGUUCAAUGGCAGGAUCUCUGUAAACUGCAAACUGCCUAUUAGUAGGUGUAACUAGUGAUAAGUUACUACAAUUAGUUGCAGUUUUGUUCAAGUAAAUUGUAACCAUAAUGGAUUACUUUUUAAAGGUAACUCCCCCAACACUAGCUACAGAGCCAAUGACUGACAAGGCGAUUUGUUUGCAGAAAGGGGUCCGGUUUCAUUGCCAGUGGACUAUAACCCAGGCUGAAUAAAAACACCAAAACAAUCAUAACUACGCUGAAAAAAGGAAUAGCUGCAAUUCCAUAAAGUGAUGUGUUUGUUGUAAACACUACAGCUUCUUUCUGUAAGCCUUUAAGGGUUGUAGGGGAGUAUCCAGCCUCCUCUCUUCCCUUGUCUUUCUGUUUUUGUCUCUCAUAUGAACCCAGUGCAGAUGCCCUGGGUGCUCUGUGUUAAAGAGCAACUUGGUAGGGGGCAGAAAUACCAGAUCAAUGUAUUCUUCUUGUUUAGAAACACUUUGGAUAUAUUUUUCUUUGCCAGUCACCACAUCCCAGUGACUUUGUAAAACUCAGAUGGUAAAAGCACCCCUGUAUAGCUGAUUAUUAACCUGCCCCCCCCCCCCCUGCAACAGACUGCCCCCACUGGAUGUAACCCUAAACCCCACUGGAUGUAACUCUUACUGGUGCAGGGGUACAAGGCAAUGUUUAAACUCUGAAUACCAGCUGUACUUAAAGACGAGAUACCUUCCAGAAGCCUUUCACGGCUCAGGGUGCUUUUACCAAAAGUCACCAAGAUGUGGUGACUUAAACAGAAAAGGAUAUACAAAGUCAUUCUAAAAAAGAAGAGACGUGCAUUAAGAUAGCUGAUUUUUCAGACUCAUUAAUCCCGCUAGUGUUUCCCCCCUACCUGGGUUUUUGAUCCUCUUAUUUGCGUCGCUUAAUACAACACACAACACAAUGGUAAGAGGUCUGUGCAUGAGUAAGGUUCGGAGUUUGAGUCACUAUUAAAGGGAUCUCCAGUUUAAUAUCCUAUUUUGUUGUGUCUGACUCUCUAUUGUAGCUUUGAUCAUCAUUUUCUCCUUAGCCAUUCCGGAUAAAAAGUGUUGAAUAGGCUUCAGCAGACAGCGCAACACUAAUAUGCUUCAUUGUUUCCCGACAAUCAGCAUUGUGGAGUCUUUUCAGAAGCAAUGUUAGUGCAACUGAGACUACAAUGGAGACUCAUGCAGAACGCACAUAGUUUACACUAUGGGUUUCCAUGGAGUCCUGCAGUUAUUCCACAAAUAAGGAUAACUCGGACAAGCCCCCAAAGGUGUCGAGUAUUACGGCUGUCCUCGUUAAUGGAGUAUUCUGUUGAUGUAACAAGCACAAUGUAGAGAAAAGAAAGUAUGUUUAAUCACAAAUUGAAAAGAUAAAUUCGGAGAGUGACUUUCCUUCGAUCGAGCUCUACAUCUGCUUGGAUUUGAAGGACUGCAAGAUUUCCAAACGAGAUCCUGUAACUCUGUAGUGUUGAACACAACCAAUGUUAUUCCACUCUGACUCAAAACGCAUUGUAUAAAAUAGGGCACUAAACAGGUAAGCGAUAUGCUAAAACGUUUUCAAUUGACACACCUUGGGAGAGUGAGUUUCAGAUCAUCUUUAAAGCUGUGGGAAGUUUGGCCCCUAAAAGUCAAGUGAAGAUAAUUCCAGCUCUAUAUUUAUUCCAGAGAGGUCCUGUCUGUGUUCAAGGGUGGAGGAGUCAAUGUGAUAGUGUGUAUUUCAAUGGUAUUGUUGGUCUCCUAUUAUUGAAAGAUUCCCAAAGAGAAAGCAGGGAGUCUAUUGUUGAACAGUGUGAAUCAAUCACACGAUAUGAGCACUGUUGUUUUCUUCUAUCUUUGUUCUUUCAUUUCGAAGGCUGCGUCUGAAAAGUGUCCUCUUGUCAUGACUUUACCAAUUAAAAUCCUGUUUUUUGUUUCA
Polyodon spathula (Mississippi paddlefish) is the source of this 4440-nucleotide messenger RNA. It is a transcript of the gene palm1a, whose product is annotated as paralemmin 1a. Gene Ontology annotation, cellular component: membrane. Bases 569 to 1720 code for a protein of 383 amino acids. NCBI's taxonomy places the organism in Eukaryota, Metazoa, Chordata, Actinopteri, Acipenseriformes, Polyodontidae. The record is from RefSeq and is a predicted model, not a curated record. The transcript has 9 exons. Gene Ontology annotation, biological process: regulation of cell shape.